UUACCAACUUUUUUGGUAACUGGCUUGUAAAAAUAACAGCACGAUUUAUACAUUGUCCCAAAUAUCAGGGUAUUUGGAGAGAUUAAAAUAACAAACUCGUAAUUUUUAGUACUUCUGCUUUGCAUACAAUAAUUGCAUAUCUGCGAUGCAAAGACAUCACCAGGUACUGGGUAUCUUCCCUGGUGAUGCUCUGCCAGGCCUGCAUUACAGCCAUCUUCAUUUUUUGUUUUUGUUUCUUGUUUCAUACUUGUUUGGGUGAGUUUCUACUAAUCAUGUCAUCAGCAAGUGAAAGUCAUGCUGAAUUGGAUUCAGACUGGGUGAUUAACAUGAGGAAAUACUACCCAACUACAGACAAAAUCCGAAGAUCACCCAGUGCUAAACUGCAAUUCCACUGGUUGCCUGCCUGUUGUUUGCUGUGCCAGACAUGACCACCUACAUCUCUCUGUUCCUCUCAGCCAUCAUGCUCUUCAUCAUCUCCUUCUACACGUUUCAUCAAAGGCUCCUGGUUCUGACUCGGAUAGCAGUGGCUCAUCUGCUGAGACCCAGGAACCUAACCAUCCUGCUUUGGCACUGGCCUUUCGGCGUCUCCUACAGCCUUGGGGGAGAUGUGUGCGCCACUGAAUACGGUAUCCCGGGCUGCUUCCUCAGCGACAACGCCUCCCUGUUCCACCACGCAGACGCGGUGGUCUUCCACCACCACGAGCUACGGACCAGCCGCUCCUACCUGCCUCUCCACCUCCCUCGGCCAGCCUCGCAGCGCUGGAUCUGGCUGUCCCUGGAGCCUCCAGUGAACAACGGCAACCUAAGCCGCUACAACGGACUGUUCAACUGGACCAUGACCUACCACCGCCAAGCAGACGUGCCUAUCCCCUACGGGAAGUUAGUUCCACUUCCUCCGAACAGCAGCAGCUUUAUGAUCCCCAAGAAAGGGGAUUGUCUGGUCAGCUGGGUGGUCAGCAACUACCAGCCUGACCAUGAAAGGAGUCAGGUCUACCAGGGCCUGAGAAAGUACAUUCCCAUACAGGUUUAUGGACGCUGGCCGAGGAGGCCACUGUCCGAGCAGAGCCUGUUACGCACCAUCGGCCGCUGUCACUUCUACCUGGCCUUCGAGAACUCUGUGGCUCCGGACUACAUCACCGAGAAGUUGUGGAGGAACGCCUACGAAGCGGGCGCGGUGCCGGUGGUCCUGGGGCCGUCUCGGGCUGACUAUGAGGCCCUGGUGGCGCCAGGUUCUUUCAUCCAUGUCAACGACUUCAACAGCACUCAGGAGCUGGCUGUCUUCCUGAAGCAGCUGGCGACCGACAGAAGGAGCUACGAGAAUUACUUUAAGUGGCGUCAGACGCACAAGGUAAAAAGGUACACGGACUGGAGAGAGCGGCUUUGUAGUAUCUGUGUCAGCUAUUACAGGCUACCAUCUAACAAGGUAUACUACGAUCUGGACGCAUGGGCCUAUAGUUAAUAAUAGAACUAUAAUCCAUCAUAGAUGGUUUUACCGCUAAAGGUUGUUCGGUACCAAAAUACAUAGCAGACUUUUUCCAUUCCUUUUGUUGAUGCAAAAUGACUGCACAUGUGUAAACUAAAUUUAGAGUAUUUCACUUUCACAUCCACAACUGCCAUAUAAUUUAUGCUUUUCGGUCCCUGACAAAGAAACAUUAAUUAAAGGGAAUUUUUUUUUGGUUAUAUACAAUUUCUUAUCACUCGAAUGCUAGGAGCUCCCUAAGUAUGGCUUCAUAAAUUGAACCAUUUCUAUGAAAUGAAAGCAUUUACUGGCACAUGCACAAUGGCAUUUCCUGGCAAACAACCACAAUCGAGCUCACAGGCCCUACCAAAUGGAGUCGCCAGAACGUACAGAGGCAAGACAACCCUUUGCCACAUUCACCUAUCCACCCUAGGCAAUAAUGAGACAACCGAAGCUACUUUGAUCAGUACCCCAAAGCACAUGGGUUUGCUGCAUAAAGGAUUGGAAGUCCAAGCUUUCAUAAUGCACUCUCAGAGGUGACUUGAGUUGCUGGAAACACAGCGUCCCACAGAAUGGUUAUUGGGUUAACACCCUUGUCUCUUCAUGAGUGUUGUGGAAAUUCUGAAACCUGAUGCAUUCUAACUGUUUAAAGGACUGAGUCCCAUGAGUUACUAGUUAAAGAUGCCGAGAGGGAUCUGGUAUUUGUCCUAGGGGGACAUCCUUGACCUCAGGAGUUUCCUCAGGAGUUGAGAAGGAUAAGGUGGGGGGACAGCCGCCCUUUGGGUAAAUGUUACACAAGACAGA
Molecule: messenger RNA, 2263 nt
Organism: Esox lucius (northern pike)
Lineage: Eukaryota; Metazoa; Chordata; Actinopteri; Esociformes; Esocidae
Product: fucosyltransferase 7
Exons: 2
Coding region: 425-1459 (344 amino acids)
Cellular component (GO): membrane
Molecular function (GO): alpha-(1->3)-fucosyltransferase activity
Source: RefSeq, a predicted model, not a curated record